ACGUAAGCCUGGAAAAAUAAUUAUGAAAGCAUGAUAGCUCGAGUCCGACCUUUGUUUGUGUGACGACGUAAAGUGAGCUGAGACUGCUUUGAUCCAGGCCUGGGCCCAAAUAUUCAACAUCAAUGGUAGAUAUGUAUUGAUAAAGAGGAUCCUGAAACGUCAUAAUAGGUAACAUAGCAAGUAGAUCCCUCCUCGCUGUUCAGCGGGGUCAUCAUCGAUUUUCAGAUAGCCGCAGCUUCAGCAAGUCUCCUCACAAGAUGGCUCGAAUCGACAAACUGAACUUUGACAACCGUGUGUUGAGGACUUUGCCGAUUGAUCCAGAAACUGAGAAUUAUGCUCGUCAGGUGCCUGGAGCCUGCUUUUCUCGUGUGAAACCAACCCCUGUGGCCAACCCCAAGACAGUAGCAUACUCUGUUCCUGCAAUGAAGCUACUGGACUUGUCAGAAGAGGAGCUGAAGAGGGAGGACUUCCCUGCAUAUUUCUCAGGAAGCAAGCCCCUACCAGGAAGUGAUCCUGCAGCACACUGCUACUGUGGUCAUCAGUUUGGGAACUUUGCUGGCCAGCUAGGAGAUGGUGCUGCCAUAUCUUUAGGAGAGGUUGUAAACCAAGCUGGUGAGAGAUGGGAGAUCCAGUUCAAAGGUUCCGGUCUGACCCCGUACUCUCGGACUGCUGAUGGUAGGAAGGUCCUGAGGUCAACCAUCCGAGAGUUCCUCUGUAGUGAAGCCAUGCAUCAUCUGGGUGUACCAACAACAAGAGCUGGGAGCUGUGUGACCUCUGACACUAAGGUCGUGCGGGAUAUUUUCUAUAGCGGUAACCCUAUCCAGGAGAGGGUAACCAUUGUACUCCGCAUUGCACCAACAUUUCUAAGGUUUGGUUCCUUUGAAAUCUUCAAGCCUGCUGAUGGGACGACCGGCAGGAAGGGUCCUAGUGUGGGACGAAAGGAUAUCUUGGAAAAGAUGCUUGAUUAUUCCAUUCAGUCAUUCUAUCCAAAGAUCUAUGAGGAUCAUUGUGAGGACCUGGUCCAGAGGAAUCUAGCUUUCUAUCGAGAGGUGGUCAAAUCAACAGCUAAGAUGGUCGCUGAAUGGCAAUGUGUUGGAUUUUGUCACGGGGUGCUGAAUACAGACAACAUGAGUAUCUUGGGUAUCACUAUUGACUAUGGUCCUUAUGGUUUCUUAGAUGGCUAUGAUCCUGAUCACAUAUGCAAUACAACUGAUGAUAGGGGGCGCUACACGUUUACCCGUCAGGCUGAGAUGUGUCGAUGGAACUUGGGCAAGUUUGCGGAAGCCCUAUCAAUGUGCCUCCCAGAAGAGCAGUCCAAAGCAGAGUUAGAGCUCUUUGAUGAGACGUUUGAAGAGCAUUACAUUACAAAGAUGAGGAAGAAGCUAGGUUUGCUUCAGAACAAUCUUCCAGAAGACAGGGCCCUCAUAGACUCAUUACACAAGGCCAUGCAGGCAACCAGAGCAGAUUUCACCAAUGUCUUCCGUUCACUGAGUACACUCCCUCUGCCUGGCUCACCAGGCUUUGAAGAAGAGUGUAGCAAGUUACAGGAGUACCUGCUCUCACAAUGCUGUAGUGUGGAAGAACUCAGGAAAGCUAAUUCACCUCGUAUUAAUCCUAGUCAACUGCAGAUGCUGAUGAUGAUUACGCAGAGCAAUCCAUCCUUACUGGAGCAACUAUUUGGUGACAGUGCAACCCUCAUGAAAGAGAUGGCCAAGUUAGAAAAGGCCAAAGAACUUAUUAGCAUGACAGCAGAGCAGAAGAGAAGUGAUGAUUCAGUCAUCUGGUCUAAGUGGUUAGAGGAAUAUAAGACCAGGCUUAUGAAGGAGACAGAGGACACAGAAACAAGUCUGGAGGAACUCAAUCAAAGGAGAGUUGAAGUCAUGAAUGCUACCAACCCUAAGUUCAUCUUACGUAACUACAUAGCAGAGAACGCUAUCAAGGAAGCUGAGAAUGGAGACUUCUCAGAGGUACACAGAGUGUUAAAGCUAUUGGAGUCUCCCUUCAGUGAUGAUGUAUCAUUACCAUUCAUAGAACAUACAUCAGAGCUUGCUGGAGAUGAAGAUGCAGGAGCAAGCAAGCCAGUAGAGCCGACCAUCUCACCAUCCAAUACUUCCACAGUAAACAGUUGUACUGGUGUUGCCUAUAAUAGCAGGCCUCCUGAAUGGGCUAUGGAGCUUAGGGUCAGCUGAUCUUCGUAGUUUCCUCCAGGUUAAUUUCACUAAGUCACAGCUCGUAAGUUUCAUGUUUGUAUCCCUGAGCUCUCUCUGGGUGGUUGUGAAACAUGUUUAGUGCAAUUCAUCUAGUGGCACUUUUUUACAAUUAUCCCUGUUUGAUAAAGGUGUAUUGACAUUCUUGUAUACGUUUUCAUACAUUGUCUAGUAAUUGUUUGAUUAAUUUAUGCUUUCUGUCAUAUUUCCAUGAUUGUAAAUUAGAUAAUUAGAUUAAAAUCAAGUCCUCUCUAUAAAUAUAAAAGAGCAUAUUGUUAAGUAUAAUCUCAUGAGCUGUGACUUAACCUGGAGGAUAUUUUGAGAAUGUUGCAAGGGUAUGGCGAGUCUAAAGUAUUAUACAUAGUACUUAACUUGUAUUUAUGAAGAAUUGCAUUUAAAACUCAUUUUUGAGAAAAUGCAGAUCUGAUGUUCAUACCUUUGUGACAUCUAUUUAAUUAAUCAGAAAUAAUUAUAAAGGGACAUUCUGUAACCUUUUUUGAGUAAUCAUGUAUUCUAUAAAAUCAGAGUCCCACUUUAGAGGAUGAUACUGGUGUCUCUAUCCUAAAACGUUGUAUUAAAGCUCCAACAAUUUAAUAUCAGUCUUAACUACGUAAAUCUGAUCUCAGUUGCAUCUAAAUACAUGUUCUUGUAAAAUCUGGUAAUGAUGCAACUUCAGGUGAAGCAUCUUUUCCCACCUAUUCUGUAUCCAAUUUGCAUGCUCAAAAUGUAUUGAGUGAUUGUAGUGCCAGUCACGAGAUGUAACAGUACUUCUCAUAAUUUCGAAGCUGUGUAUUCACAUUGGAAACUUUGCAAUAAACAAAUUUUCUCUUUUCUACUUAAAGGUAUUACAAAGUUUUGGUAUGGGGUCUUGAAUUUGGUUCAAAUUAACAUAUUGGAAGCAUUUGUCGCAGUUGAAAUCGAGUCUAAAGUUAUGAAAUUAUAAAUUAUAAACUAUUUAUGUUGUAUAGCUCCCUCUCAAGGUCAAGAUAUUAAUUUAGCUAUGAAACAAUGUUUCUUGACUAAAAUGGACCGAUUAGC
Strongylocentrotus purpuratus (purple sea urchin) is the source of this 3245-nucleotide messenger RNA. It is a transcript of the gene selenoo, whose product is annotated as protein adenylyltransferase SelO, mitochondrial. The transcript has 13 exons. The record is from RefSeq and is a predicted model, not a curated record. NCBI's taxonomy places the organism in Eukaryota, Metazoa, Echinodermata, Echinoidea, Camarodonta, Strongylocentrotidae. The coding region runs from base 258 to 2189 and encodes 643 amino acids.